AUGAUGAGAUUUGUUGAAGAUAACCACUUGAAAGCUGUGUUUCCAUACAUCGACAACAUAACUGUAUGUGGAAAGGAUCAAGCUGACCAUGAUGCUAACCUCAUAUUAUUCCAGGAGGCUUCUCAAAAGGCGAAUCUUAAAUUCAACGACAGCAAAAGCGUCUUCUCUGCUCAACGACUGCCGUUACUGGGAUAUGUCAUUGAAAAUGGUUCUAUUAGUCCAGACCCCGAAAGAUUAAGGCCUCUACUGGAGCUCCCACUGCCGCAAAGCUCAAAGGCUCUUAAUAGAUGUCUGGGACUUUUCUCUUACUAUUCUCAAUGGGUUCCUUGUUUCGCCGACAGAAUUAAACCCAUAACCAGCUGUAGAUCAUUUCCUUUAUCUUCUGAAGCACAGAAAGCAUUUGAAGACUUAAAGAGGAUCAUUGCCAAAGCUGCUGUCUCUGCCAUAGACGAGAGUAUUCCAUUUGAGGUGGAAACAGACGCCUCAGAUGUAGCGCUAGCCGCUACCCUAAAUCAGAAGGGCAGACCUGUAGCCUUUUUCUCCCGCACCCUUCAAGGUAGUGAACUGAAACACUCUGCUGUAGAAAAGGAGGCUCAAGCAAUAGUUGAGUCGGUCAGGCACUGGAGACAUUUUCUCACCGGGUCCCACUUCACUCUAAAAACGGACCAAAAGUCAGUUUCCUACAUGUUCAACCAGCGUCAUCAAGGAAAGAUUAAGAAUGACAAGAUAAUGCGCUGGAGGAUUGAACUGAGUUGCUAUAGCUUUGACAUAGAGUAUCGACCAGGCAGAGAUAAUGUAGCACCGGAUACCUUCUCACGAGCCACGUGUGCUUCUAGCGUCAGUGAUGCUCUCUACAAGCUCCAUGAUUCGCUCUGUCACCCUGGGAUUACCCGAUUAUGGCAUUUUAUUCGAGUCAAGAACUUGCCUUAUUCUCUAGAAGAUGUUAGGAGGACUGUGAACUCCUGUCCAAUCUGUUGUGAAUGUAAACCGGUAUUCCACCGCCCGGACCCAGUUCAACUUAUAAAAGCUACCCAACCCUUUGAACGAAUCAACAUUGACUUUAAAGGGCCACUUCCUUCCAACGACAAGAACAAAUACUUCCUGAAUGUUGUUGAUGAGUUUUCACGGUUCCCGUUCGUUUUCCCUUGCCCUGAUGUGUCUACUCCGACCGUUAUAAAGUGUCUCACCACAUUGUUUUCUCUAUUUGGUAUGCCUGCCUAUGUGCAUUCUGACAGAGGGGCUUCGUUUAUGAGUCAAGAGUUACGGGAAUUCCUCUCUAGCAAAGGUGUAUCUACAAGUCGUACAACCAGUUAUAACCCCACAUGUAAUGGUCAAGUUGAGAGGUACAAUGGCACUGUAUGGAAGGCGAUUACAACAUCUCUUAAGUCAAAGAAGCUUCAGGCAGAACAGUGGCAAUUGGUCCUGCCAGAUGUGUUGCACUCGAUCCGUUCUCUUCUGUGCACCGCAACGAAUGAGACUCCGCAUGAACGUUUCCUGAACUUUUCACGCCGUUCAUCCACAGGUAGUUCGAUCCCCUCUUGGCUGGCUGAACCUGGCCCUGUUUAUGUAAAGCGUCAUGUACGACACAGUAAGUUUGAUCCUCUGGUUGAAAAAGCUGAUGUUCUCCAGACCAAUACUCACUACGCUCACGUUCGUUAUCCUAAUGGCAGAGAAACAACAGUUUCAACCAAGAAUCUUGCUCCUUGUGGUCAAGUGGAACUUCUAGAACCACCCUCUUCAAUCCAGCUCCCAGUCGUUAAACCCAAUAUUUCUAGUGAGUUUUCUCCCGUCAACGAUCAUCAUGUUGAUAAGACGCAAGAACCAACUAAAGAACCAGAACCCAGAGAAUUGAGGAGAUCACAGCGAGAGCGCCGCCCUGUAGAUAGGCUCAAUUUAUAG
This is a messenger RNA of Pocillopora verrucosa, 1899 nucleotides long. The record is from RefSeq and is a predicted model, not a curated record. NCBI's taxonomy places the organism in Eukaryota, Metazoa, Cnidaria, Anthozoa, Scleractinia, Pocilloporidae.